Messenger RNA from Ustilaginoidea virens, 2967 nucleotides. RefSeq lists its product as uncharacterized. The coding region runs from base 1 to 2967 and encodes 988 amino acids. Lineage: Eukaryota; Fungi; Ascomycota; Sordariomycetes; Hypocreales; Clavicipitaceae. The transcript is spliced from 2 exons. The record is from RefSeq and is a predicted model, not a curated record. Gene Ontology annotation, molecular function: RNA binding; protein binding.
AUGUCGGAGAGAGGCCGCUCUCCCACCCCGGUGCCAGUUCGGGGCACAUCCCAGUCCGGGUCUGGGCCUCCAGGCAGCCGACCUGGGACACCGGCUCCCUCUGGCCCUGGUGCCUCUGGGUGGAAAGCGGGACCGGGGUAUGAUCCUGCAAAAAUGACGACACACAAGAUGAUUGAGAACACGCGAAUGGAGCUUCCGCCAGAUGCAUUUGUCUUGGACGAACAAAAGGACGUUUUCGCGCUGCGCGGAAACAAGCUCAACAGCGAAGGCUCCAAGGCAAUAAUCGAGGUCAACCAGUAUCGUAUGACCAAGUUUGAUUUCAACAAGAAGAUUUACCAGUACGAUGUCAUCAUAUCCCCAGACACGGAGACAAAAUCUGCUCUGAUGAAGAAGAUAUGGACAAAUUCUGCGACAAAAGCUGCGCUGCAGAAUUACAACUAUAACUCAUGGCUAUUCGACGGUCGAAAAUUGGCUUGGGCUCCAGGUAUGGUGAACAAAGGAGAACUGCGGUUCUCUGUAAACCUCGAUGAAAACAGGCAGCCAGCCGGUGCUCCGGUACGAGAAUCAGCACGCUUUCUCGUCACGCUGCGAGCCACAACUGAAGUGCACAUUGCUGCGUUGAGAGGAUACCUGGAUCGCAAGAUUCAGUUCAAUACCAGCGUGCAAGUGGCGAUGAACUUUAUGGACCAUCUUCUACGCCAGUGGUCAUCAUCACGUUUGAUCGCCAUCAAAAGGAACUUUUACAACCCAUCAGAACGAGGCCGACCCCUUCUCGAAGGCCACGUCCUUGAAGUCCACAAGGGAACGUAUGCUUCAAUUCGGAUGAGCCAGAACCUCAACUUUGGAGGUACUGGUCUUGCCUUGAAUGCAGACGUGACCAACACUGUGUUUUGGACUGGACCUCAAUCCAUCGAUCAGCUGGUCUGCAAUUUUCUGGGCCUGUGUGAUCGAAGGUGGAAAGGCCUCAAUCCCACCUCAGUGAGCAACGUGCUUCGACCCGUCCAGGGCAGAGACGGGAAAUGGCAGUCGUCAGACGCUUUCAAACAUUUGCGAAAGAUGAGGAGAUUGAAAUUCACCGUGAAGCAUCCCAAUCGACCUGAAACCAACAAGGUCUACAGUCUCAUGGACUUUGUUUUUCACGAAAAAUACGGCCCAGAUGGGGCCACGGCAAAAACGGUUACUUUCGACUACAAUGGUAAUCAAACGAGCGUGGCAGACUACUACCGCCUCAAAUACAAGGCGAACUUGAGGUUUGCAAACUUGCCUGUGAUUGAUGCAGGGAAAGGAGGCUACGUCCCGAUGGAGUUCGCAAUCAUUGAGCCCAUGCAGAGGUAUUCUUUCAAACUCAACCCGGACCAAACCGCCGCAAUGAUCAAAAUAGCAGUCACCCGUCCGCAACAACGACGAGCAGAUAUUGAAAAAAAUGUUGCGGACUUGAAGUUGUCGGAGGACCCGUACCUGAAAAUGUACGGCGUCGAGUUUGAGAGAGGAUUCACAAAGACUGAGGCUCGGAUUCUGCCUCCACCCUCGGUGAAUUUUGGGCAAGGAAACGCGGAUCCCAAGUUCUCUGGUCGCUGGGAUCUGCGCGGGAAAAAGUUUUGGAAGCAGAAUGUCGCCCCGUUGCAGAACUGGGCAUUCAUUGUCAUGGACAAUGCCGUGAACUUUCCCCAAUUGCAAACGUUUGCCAAGUCGUUCCGUCAAGCCUUUCUGGGACAUGGUGGCAAAUGCCCGUCUGACGCGCUGCUUCUCAACGUGCCUGGCAACAUCAGGAACGACAUUGCCCAAGCAAUCGCUUGGGCUCACUCGGAGAUCUCCAAGCAAAGGGGAUAUACUCAGCUGAUUUUCGUCGUCGUCCAGCACAAGAACAGCCCUCACUACGAGCGGUUGAAGAAGUCGGCAGACUGCCGAUUCGGUAUCUUGUCCCAAGUUGUGAACGGCAGUGCCGUCGCAAACAACAAUGGUCAAUACCACUCCAACGUGUGCAUGAAGGUGAAUGCCAAGCUUGGAGGGGCCACUUCACGCACAAUGCCACCAUGGAAAUCGCAGCCCACGUUCUUCCCCAAGGACAGGCCGACGAUGAUAAUUGGGGUUGACAUUUCCCACGGGCCAGUGGGGGGCAGUGCACCGUCCACAGCGGCCAUGACAAUGGCGGUGGACCGAGACGCGAACCGGUACGCCGCCAUGGUAGAGUCGAACGGCUACCGGGUGGACAUGCUCACCCCUUCCAACGUGCAUUUCAUGUUGGGGCAGUUGACAAAGUAUUGGAUGGCCGGACACGAAAAUGCUUUCCCAAAGCACAUCAUCUACUUCCGCGACGGUGUAUCGGAAGGUCAGUUCGCUCACGUUUUAGACCAGGAGGUACGAGAGAUCAAAAACUAUCUUCGAGAGAAGGCACCCAAGGCGGCACUGCCAAAAUUCACAGUCAUCAUUGCCACCAAACGGCACCACGUCAGGUUCUUCCCGCAGAGGGGUGACAAAAAUGGCAACGCGCUUCCGGGAACUUUGGUGGAAAGCGAGGUCACACAUCCUUUCAUGUGGGACUUUUACCUGUGUUCGCACGUCGCGAUACAAGGGACAGCUCGGCCUGUCCACUAUCACGUCAUCCUGGACGAGAUGGGGGUGGCUGUAAAUGAUUUGCAAAAAAUGAUUUAUCAGCAGUGUUACUCAUACGCGAGAUCGACGACGCCCGUGUCGCUGCAUCCGGCGGUAUACUACGCCCACCUCGCAGGACAGCGAGCAAGAGCGCACGAGAACAUCGCGACGAGCGAAGGAUUCCGUGUUGGCGCCAAAGGCCACGAAAUGAUACGCGACCAAAUCGCAAAGGGUCACACAAUGGGAGGGGCGCUUCGAGGCACAGAUGCACCGCCGCUGCUUGUGCUGGGAGGAAAGCCCGAGGCCGACAGACCGCCUGCUGAAGGGGAGAUGCGCCAGCGGGAGUUUUUCCGCGGGACGAUGUGGUUCAUUUGA